AUGGUGUCCCCAUCUCUUGUGAUGCAAGAUCCCACCAUGGAUUCGAACCUUUCCAUUGCCAUCGACCCGGUGGCUUUGGUGACCACUGAAUGUAUCACCGUCACCUCGUCCAUGCGCAAGCAUGCCCGCUGGGCUCACUCCUCCGUCUCCGCCAUCUUGGGCGGUAAUGGAGCCUCUCGAGUCUAUGAACGGGAUACCUCUGCUCCCCCGAGCCCUCGCAGAAGCACCCAAUCGGCCCCCAAUGAUGACGAUCAUGCGUUGGCCAAUCGGUGGGGCCUUCGAGGCAAGAAAGGGAAGAGCAUGCAGGAUAACCCGUUAAUAUCAGCAUUCACCCGGUUACGGAGCGAUCUGAAAGGAUGCAAAGAUAUCCGAACCUUUGAUACCCCGGCGCUCCUUCAUCCAUUCUUACAAGUUGUCCGCUCCUCUUCGACCUCCGCCGCAAUUACCUCCCUCGCCUUGGUCGCCAUCACCAAGUUCUUCUCCUACAACAUUAUCAAUCCAGACUCCCCUCGACUCUCCAUGGCGAUGCAACUACUGUCCGCCGCGAUUACACACUGUCGAUUUGAAGCGAGCGACUCCUCAGCGGACGAGAUUGUCCUCUUGCGGAUCCUCAAGUUGAUGGAAGGCGUGCUUUCCCGACCUGAGGGCGAGCUUUUGGGCGACGAAAGUGUCUGUGAGAUGAUGGAGACCGGAUUGAGUAUGUGCUGUCAAGGUCGUUUGUCAGAGGUGCUUCGGAGAUCUGCUGAAAUGGCAAUGGUGAAAAUGUGCCAAGUGAUCUUCAUGCGGCUGUCGCAUCUUGAUCAAGGUAUGCCCGCAGGACCGGACCCAUUUGCGGGCGAAGACACCAAAACGGACCCACUAUCUCGCCUCAAGAUGGACCCAUCUGUCAAUGGGGAUACUGUCACAUCCCAGCACCUAUCCGCCAUCAGCGCAGACACAGCGGCAGUCGACAGACCCAGCACAAGUCGCGAAGGAUCGCCAGAGCAGGGAAGCAACAACGGGGCUGCGGCUGCACCACCAAGCCCGCAUGAUGAUCCCGAAGUCGAAGUUCAACCGUACUCCCUGCCUUCAAUAAGAGAACUGUUCCGUGUGCUGAUUGAUCUGUUGGAUCCCCACAACCGGCAACACACUGAUGCAAUGAGAGUGAUGGCGCUUCGAAUUAUUGAUGUUGCCUUGGAGGUAGCCGGGCCCUCAAUUGCUCGGCACCCCAGUCUGGCCGUUUUGGCCAGAGAUGAUCUGUGUCGAUACCUCUUCCAAUUGGUCAGGUCUGAACAGAUCGCCAUUCUCACAAGUUCCUUGCGCGUUGCUGGUACAUUGCUGUCUACCUGCAGACCCGUAUUGAAACUACAGCAAGAGCUUUACAUUUCAUACCUUGUGGCAUGUCUUCACCCUCGUGUGGAGAUCCCUCGCGAACCUGGGAUUGACCCCUCCCUGUAUGAAGGUAUUCCGCAAUCACCAAAACUCGUCAAGCAACCGGCAUCACAGGCGAACAGUGGCAGAUCUACACCCGUUCCCGUCAGGGACCGACAAAAGCUGGGACUGGAAGGUGGCUCCAGAAGGCCUGAAGCCCGAGAAGCCAUGGUAGAAAGUAUUGGCGUUUUGUCUCGGAUACCUAGCUUCAUGGUUGAAUUGUUUGUCAACUACGACUGCGAAGUGGACCGAGCCGAUUUGUGCGAGGACAUGAUCGGAUUACUUUCUCGGAAUGCUUUCCCAGACUCUGCAACUUGGAGCACCACAAACGUACCUCCGCUGUGCCUGGAUGCUCUCUUGGGCUAUGUGCAGUUCAUUCACGACCGAUUAGAUGAAGAACCAGUCCAAGGGGACUACCCACCGAAAGAGCGCCUGAAGAGUCAACGCCAGACCAAGAAGGUCAUUAUCAAGGGCGCCCAAAUUUUCAAUGAAGAACCCAAGAAGGGAAUUGCCUUCCUUGCCAGUCAUGGUGUUAUCAAGGACCCCAAGAACCCAAUAUUGGUCGCGCGCUUCCUGAAGGGAACCUCACGGUUGUCCAAGAAGGUCCUCGGAGAGUACAUCUCCAAGCGUGACAACGAGGAGAUUUUGGGUGCUUUCGUGGAUCUUCUUGACUUUGCGGGACGCAAUGCGGUAGAGGCACUUCGGGAGCUUCUCAGUUCGUUCCGUCUUCCCGGCGAGUCGCCACUUAUCGAACGAAUCGUCACGAUUUUUGCAGAGCACUACAUGGAAAAAGUGAAACCCGAUGGUAUUGCCGAUAAGGAUGCACUUUACAUCUUGACCUACGCCAUCAUCAUGCUGAACACAGAUCUCUACAACCCUAAUGUCAAGUCACAAAACCGCAUGACCUUCACCAGUUUCGCCAGGAACCUACGAGGUGUUAACGGCGGUGGAGAUUUUACAGAGGAAUUCUUACAGGAGAUCUAUGAUUCCAUCAAGAAUAACGAGAUUAUCCUGCCCGACGAGCACGAAAACAAGCAUGCGUUUGAUUAUGCUUGGAAGGAAUUGUUGCUGAAAUCAUCAUCUACCGGCGAGACGAUAACUGGCGAGACCAACGUGUUCGACGCCGAAAUGUUCGAAGCUACGUGGAAACCAGUGAUUGCGACUCUUUCAUAUGUGUUCAUGUCUGCCUCGGACGAUGCCGUGUAUUCACGCGUUGUCAAUGGGUUCGAUCAGUGUGCCCAGAUCGCUGCUCGAUAUGGUCUCACUGAGGCCUUCGACCGCAUUGUGUUCUCACUCGCAUCGAUCAGCACUCUGGCAACUGCUAAGCCUCCAAGCACAGCCCUCAACACCGAGGUCCAGGUAGGCCAAAAGAGUGUGAUGGUCAGCGAGCUUGCCGUCAAGUUUGGCAGGGAUUUCAGAGCUCAAUUGGCAACAGUGGUACUUUUCCGAGUCCUGUCGGGCAACGAGGUUGCUGUCAAAGAAGGAUGGGAACAAGUUAUUCGCAUCUUGAGCAAUUUGUUUAUCAACUCACUCACCCCGCCCUUCGAUGCUGAACUCACAUCCGAACUUGACAUUUCACCAAUCCCCUUGCAGCCUCCAUCACAGGUGGUUGACCGGGAUGGACGCAGCCACGAUUCGGGACUUCUCUCGGCAUUCACAUCUUAUCUUUCAAGCUAUGCAGCAGAUGACCCUCCAGAGCCUUCAGACGAAGAACUUGACAACACGCUGUGCACUGUGGAUUGUGUGACGGCGUGCUCGAUACCCGAAAUUCUCUCGAAUCUCAAAUCUCUCCCUCUUUCUUCAUUGGAGGUACUUAUGGAGGCUUUGCUAUCUCAGCUACCAGAGGAAAAUGCACCGGCAGUUAUUGUCGUGAAGCCGGAACGCCCAUCGCCUACAUCAAGAAUGUUAAGCAACAGAGCGGACCCUAACUCGCCUAAAUAUGACCCCUCGAUGAUCUUUGCCUUGGAGUUAGCCACCGUGCUCGCUCUUCGUGAUGACAAGACUCUGGAGGUUCUUGGUGAAAACCUAGCCACGACCCUCCAAACACUGGUGCGCGAUGCAAAGAACCUUCACCCACUAACGGUGUCCCGCGUUGUUUCUUAUCUUCUCAACCUUCUGCGACUGAGCCAUGAUCAACAUUUCAUGCGAGUCCCUGUCGUGCUUCAUGCCAUCUCUGGAUUCGACCAGGAUAUCCUCGAGACUGUUGCGACUCCAACCGUGAAGGGUCUAACAAGGUGUAUUAGCCACACCGGUCUCCUCCGAAAUGAAAUCACAAUCUCCCCCGACUUCUGGUCAAUCCUGCAACGCCUCCACCAGCAUGAGGCGGUCGCCCCUCUCGUUUUUGAUCUUCUCCAAAGCAUUAUUGAGUCAAUGCCUGACAUUGUCACUGCUGACAACUACGAGUUCGUAGUCAGCCUGGCAAACGACUUUGUCAGUGCUGGCCGUGUGGGAUCCAUCGAGGAGCGACACAGAGAUGCCCAAGCACGCCGCAACAAGGGCACGAAAUCCAAGUCAAGUGAAAACCAAGUUGUUACCCGGGGUGUUAGGGCAAUCGGCCUGAUCUACCACUUGACCGGCCGGGUACCAGCCCUGAUCAAGCAAUCCCAUCUCGAGGAAACGGAAGCUUGGGCUGCCUACUGGUCUCCCAUUUUCCAGUCACUAACCAGCCAAUGUAUCAACCCAUGUCGCGAUAUCCGUCACCAUGCUAUCUCCACGCUACAGAGGUCUCUUCUAUCAGCCGAGCUGAUUUCGAGCGAUGACAAUGAGUGGGCUGGUAUCUUCGAUGAAGUUUUGUUCCCGUUGGUGUUGCUUCUCCUGAAGCCAGAGGUCUACCACUCUGAUCCCGUCGGCAUGAGUGAGACCCGAUUCCAGGCUGCAACUCUAGUCUGCAAGAUCUUCCUACGCUUCCUUGAUCAACUUCCCAACAGGACAGGCAUGCUUCCUCUCUGGCUCAAGAUUCUGGACAUCCUCGAUCGCAUGAUGAACAGUGGUCAAGGCGAUAGUCUAGAAGAAGCAGUUCCCGAAAGCUUGAAAAAUAUCCUCCUUGUCAUGGCCGAUGGAGGCUACCUAGUCUCGCCAUCGCAAGACCCAAGCAAGGAGGAAAUCUGGGUGGAGACCCGUAAGCGCCUAGGCCGCUUCCUGCCAGACCUUUUCGUUGAGGUGUUCCCUGAAGCUUCGUUGGAAGCUGAAAAGUCUCGACCGGGCUCUGUCGUCGCUUCUCCAGUCCAGCCAAAAGAGACAGAAAAGAAAUCCGAGGAUACACCCCCUCAAGAAACGGGAGAAGAAAAGGAUACUGCUCCCGCAGAGGACCAGGCUGCUUCCGAGGAAAUUCAGGGGAAUACUCCAUGA
This is a messenger RNA of Penicillium nucicola, 4758 nucleotides long. RefSeq lists its product as uncharacterized. Lineage: Eukaryota; Fungi; Ascomycota; Eurotiomycetes; Eurotiales; Aspergillaceae. The record is from RefSeq and is a predicted model, not a curated record. Bases 1 to 4758 code for a protein of 1585 amino acids. Gene Ontology annotation, molecular function: guanyl-nucleotide exchange factor activity. The transcript has 6 exons. Gene Ontology annotation, biological process: regulation of ARF protein signal transduction.